AAAUACACGGCACAUGGCUAGACUCACCUAACUCCUCUCCAAUCACUGUCCCAAACAAAUGAUUUCUCCUUGCUUUUAUACAUGCAUAUAUUACCAUAUAUUACCUAAUUGGGGAAUGGCCACAUUCUGGCAGAGGCAGAUUUAACCCUAUCUUUGGCAACCUUACAUUCCCACACCAACACUAUUUACAGCAGCAGGGCUGCUGCUCUGUCGCACCCUCCUUAGCCCAUCUCUAAUCAGACAGCCUAGAGUUAACUGUCAAAUGCUACUGCCUAACCUGCUAACCCUGAGGUCACUGAUCGUAUGGAGUCGGAUCUUCUUCGCAGUGUCCACUCUAUUCUGCUGGAGUUAGACGGGCAUCACACGGCUUCUCAGUUCAACAGAGGAAUGCUGAGAUGGACCUUGCACAAGAAAAUUGAAAGAAACCCCACCAACAACAGCACCUUGGUUGAAAUUGCUGUUAAAGAACUAGAGAGAGCAGAGAGGUCUGAUAACAAGCUUCACAUUAUUCCUCUCCUUCACACACUCAUGUAUGCUAUAGUACAGGCCGUUUACAUUCCAGAUGACCUGUACAAGAGGGCUUAUGAAUUCUGUAAAAGAUUACUGACGCUGCCCCAGCCCUACUGCACAGUUGGACUCAGUCAUGCAGUUCGUGUAAAAAGUGAAAGACUGACCCCAGGUGUUCUGUUCCAGAGGAUGGUCCUUUCUGAACAAAACAUCAAAAAUGAACUAUACCAAUACCAUGAAAAGGUGUUCGUGUUUGCAGACCCUGCCCUGUUGUCAAUGGAGAUGAGCGCAGCUCUCAGCAGUGAGAUCGAGUCAGCCAGCCCCUGCAGGAGCCACAUGAGCUACAUGUGUGAUGUCAUCGUGCACACCAUGCAGGCUGCGCUGGGGGACAGUUGUGAUGCUCCGGCACUGGAGCACAUGCUGAAGGCAAAAGGCCAAGACACGAUCGAGCUGUGCUUCCGGGAAGUGGUGGCGAAUGUGGAGGUGUGUGCAGAGGAAGCUGGAGGAAACCACAGCUUGUACACAGGCAGGCUGCAACAGCUCUACAGAACCAUCAUCAGCUCUGCAAACCCAGAUGGACAGUCCAGCAGCACACUUUUCGGCAUUCCACUCCCCAACCCUGAAAUCAGCUUUCAUCUUUGGAGAGAGGAUGAUUUCUUGUGGAAAGAACUUGCAAAGUUCACUAGGUCAGCAUCCUCCAGUGACUCUGUACAGUUUGAGAUGCCGGAUCCCAUUUCGGACCUCACAUCCAGCGAGCUCCUGCGGCUCUCGAUACUGUCGACAGACAGCGGCAUUGAGAGAGACCUGCUCCUCAGUGAGCUGCCGGCCGUCAGCGAGGAGCCCUCUGCUGGCCGCAGUGAGCAGGAGCAGGGGAGGCUGUUCAGGAGGGGUGGGUUUAAGAUGAAGCCCUCGGUGUCGGACGGCAUGGCUCUGCUGCAGGACACCCUGGAGGAGACGAGUGCGAACCCCCCGGGGAAGCUUCAGAGGAGAGCGAGGAGCCACGGGUUACCAGGCGGCAAACAGCAGAAGCUCUACACAGCUCGCAUUGUGGUGGUGGGCGAUGACAGGAUUGUAGGAAGACUUGCAAAGGCCUACUACUCUUUAAGGAAAAGGGACGCAAGACGACCGUUUCUCACACAAAAACUGAGCCUGCAGAUUUAUUACGUACCGGUAACUCAAGAAGAGUACUCUUUCACUAAGGAAAAUACUGUAGGAAGUGAUCUGUGUCAGCUGGCUGCAUACCUGGGCAGGGUUGAUCCGUGGUACGAAAACACCAUCAGAAGUCUCUGUCAUAUCAUACCCAAGCUGGCAAAAAUGAAAUCCUGCUCUGGUAAGUCCUUAGAGGCAAACUCCUUCCUGACCGACGUCAUCUCCUACUACGUGAGAAUGGGGGGGCAACCUGUUCACUUUUGCAUAUACUCAGUCAAGAUCACAUUUACCUGCCUAACCAAAGAAAACGUAGAAGAUGUGUUUGUCACCCAGCUCCAGAUUGACAUCCCAGAAUGUAUGAAGUUUUCCGGUACAAUGAAAGGAAGUAAUUGUGGAGCAAUGAUGACAAUCUCCUACAAAAAGGCAUCUCUAAGCAACAGGGAAGUUGAGAAGGCGCUGUCGUUACGAACAUCUGGUUUGGUUUUGAGAGCUAUACCUUCCUGCGAAACUGAAGACCUUGACUGUCUGACUGUGAGCUUUUCUGAGGGAUCCAAGGCGAAGACAGGUGUGGACAGCAAGAUUAGAACCUGCAAUAUUAAAAUCAGGACACUUGAACAAAAACCUUUCACUGUUUGUCUUGAUCAAGACUACAGGAGGAUCUUCAAGAAUGUUGCAAGCAUUGAAGUAUCGCCUUGUUUGGAGCCUGGUUAUGUUAUGCAGAAAAUGCAGAAUUCAAGAUUCAGUGUGUCUGACCAAGAAGACGUUGGACUGACCAAAUACAUGUCCAAGGUGCUUCCCCUGCCAAUCAACACGUUUGCUGGCAUCAUACAAUGACAGUGACAAUCGAGGGGGAAAAAUACAGCAGGUGUUAACUACAGCACUUUACAGAUGUGUGUCAAUGCAAGCGUGAGUUCCUAUAGGUUCACAAAAGUUGUAUUCAUCUGCAGCAGGCAACAUUGUCGAAAGCUGCAGGACACUUUACCUUAUAUAGAAUAUCAUGGCAGAUAAAAACACUGGUGAAAUAGUGUUUAACAUGUGACCUCAUUUAGAGGCAGCUCUCCUCUUCAAAUAUCCUUCAUAGCGGUGUCAUCUGCUUCAUGUAGGGACGAAACUGAAAGCCUGAAACAGAGCAGCCACACACAGCUGAGAUUGAUCUACACAGGAGUCAGCAUUAAAGAAAUCAACAUGCUGGCCUGGAAAUGAAACCCUUUUAAUAUUGGAAAAAUGUUGCAAGUUAAUGGAAGUCAAAUAACAAGAUUGUCACUGUUUUACAUGCAGUCAAAAGUAUGCCACAAUCUAAUCAAGGGGAGAACGCCACCCAGGUGGCACCAUGCAAAGCCCAGCUGUAAGUUUUACAAGUUUUUAAAAGUUUUAAAACUUACAGGCUGGUGUUUUUAAUGGUUUUUGUUCCAAUGCAAGAUUAGCACCAAAUGGUAAAAAAUAAAUCACCUUCCGUUAGUUCAUGGAACAUGAUUCAUUUUAACAGCACUGUGAUAACACAUGGGGGUGUCCCUUCCAAACACAGUCAUGUGAUCACACAGGUGGAAAACGUAAUGGUGGUGCCUCAAGCUUAACUUACACUAGCUUUAUCGUUCAUACCGUGAGAAUAUUGAAACUUUUUCCAUUUCAGGGACUUUAUUAAAUGAAAAAAUAAUAAUACCUAAUGUUGCAACAUGUUGCAACAGCUUACUGUAUGUAAAAAUGACGUCCUGUAAGUCAAACAAAAUGUUAUAUAUAAGAUAAUUUAUUAAU
Polyodon spathula (Mississippi paddlefish) is the source of this 3408-nucleotide messenger RNA. Its product is annotated as phosphoinositide 3-kinase regulatory subunit 6-like. Lineage: Eukaryota; Metazoa; Chordata; Actinopteri; Acipenseriformes; Polyodontidae. The record is from RefSeq and is a predicted model, not a curated record. Bases 304 to 2490 code for a protein of 728 amino acids. Gene Ontology annotation, molecular function: 1-phosphatidylinositol-3-kinase regulator activity. Gene Ontology annotation, cellular component: phosphatidylinositol 3-kinase complex, class IB. The transcript is spliced from 19 exons. Gene Ontology annotation, biological process: positive regulation of MAP kinase activity; G protein-coupled receptor signaling pathway.